Messenger RNA from Salvia miltiorrhiza (redroot sage), 3916 nucleotides. RefSeq lists its product as uncharacterized. The transcript has 3 exons. The record is from RefSeq and is a predicted model, not a curated record. The coding region runs from base 501 to 1604 and encodes 367 amino acids. Gene Ontology annotation, molecular function: nucleic acid binding; zinc ion binding. NCBI's taxonomy places the organism in Eukaryota, Viridiplantae, Streptophyta, Magnoliopsida, Lamiales, Lamiaceae.
AUUCCAAGUUUUGAGUUAAUGUUUACAAAAAGUGAGAAUUAUCGUAAUAGCAAAGUGAGUAACUGUUAAUAGCUAUGUUAUGUUGUUAUUUAAUGAAAUGAUUUACGUAAGUGCGAUUAAGUAUGCCUAUGGAAUGAAUCCCUAUGAACAUAGAGCUAUUAAGAUAUGAGAUCACCACUACGACAGAACAUAGAAGCAAACAUAGAAGAAAUUAGAUUGUAUCUUUUGGUGGCUAUAGUGAAAGCAGCAAGAUAAGUGAUACGUAUAGAAUAAUUUUUAAGCUCAUGAUUUUAUAGCCGCUAUGAAUCUCCAUGACUUAUGCUUAAGUAUCCAAUUUAGAUGAUGAGCUUUAUAUGCUUAAAAAUUUUUAUGACUCAUGGAUUUGAGAUGCUAAGGACACUUAAAGCUUACUACAUCAAUGUUGACAUUGGAGUUAUGACUUGUUUACAAGUUAGAAUAAGUUGACCUUACAAGAAUUCUUUUGAGGUUUGUAUUAGAUUAUGCUAGAGUGUACUAAUUGGCACAUAUUUGCUACCAGAAUGCCGCCUAGGAGAGGACGCCCUGCGAGAAACAAUAACAAUCGCAGAAACCGUAACGCUGUACCCGAAGAACCACAAGAUGCUCGAGGACAUAACCCAUCCCCUCCGCCUCCGACUAGGAGAGUCGAAGAACUCUUUUUAAGGCAAAAUCCACCUACGUUUGACGGAACGAGUGAACCGGCUGAAGCUGAGAUUUGGGUGCGUGCAAUGGAACGUAUUUUCAACUUUCUACGUUGUACUGAUGAGGAGCGCCUAUCUUGCGUCUCAUUCCAACUAACAGGAUCAGCGGAUUUCUGGUGGGAAGCACGUCGAAAAAUUCUGACACCUGAACAAUGGGCAAGUUAUACUUGGGAAGAUUUUAAGACAGGAUUAUAUGAUAAAUAUAUUCCGAAAAGCUAUAGGAAGAAGAAAGAAGCUGAGUUCUACGAGUUGAAGCAAGGAAAUAAAUCUGUGGUUGAAUACGACAAGGAAUUCUGCAACAUGUCUAGGUUUGCUCCGCAACAAGUGGACACAGAGGAGAAGAUGGCAGAGAAAUUUUGUGAAGGACUGCGGUACGAAAUUAAGAUGGUUCUAGCAAGCCAUGGAGGACUCUCAUACACGGAGUCUCUGAACAGGGCACUUGACAUUGAAGCUGCAAUGCCGUCAGACAAGUCAGCCCCACCAUUGAUCUCAACGCCAAACGAUCCACCAGGAGCCUCACAUACUCUCAAAGGGAAGCACAAGUGGGACAACAACGAAGACAAUAUCAAUCAGACCAGUAAGAAAGUGUGGCAAGAAAAGGAACGGGCCGAACAGUUUAUUCAACCAAGGUACGAGGCACAGACUAAUCUCGAGCCAACUGGAGGUAACCAAGGUCAGAAAGGAAUUUCACCUUGCCCAAAUUGCGGUAAGAUGCAUAGGGGUAUCUGUCGGGCUGGAACUAACGGUUGUUACAAUUGUGGCCAAAAAGGUCACUACUCCACGCAAUGCCCCAACAGACAACGAGGUUCAGCAAUUGGGAACACCCACACCCCCUUGCCAGCAAUACGUGGACACUUGCGAAAUCAGCCUCAAUCACAUCAGUGAAAAUCUUAUGGAGACACCGCAGACAAGAAAAGCUACGUGGGAGCUUGAAAACAAGAUGAAGGAAAAAUACCCCGAAUUGUUUUAGCAGAGAUAUGCAAAUUUCGGGACGAAAUUUUUGUUAAGAGGGGUAGUAUGUAGUAGCCCGCUCUUUUAUUUAUGAUAAAAACUAGUAAAUGCAAUUUUUUAUAAAUGAAUCCAGUUUAUGGUUCUGAUUUUUUUUAUCAGAGGCAGAGUUAUUAUUUUAGCGUUAUAUUUUUUAUAACGUAUGAAAAAAAAAAAAAAAAAAAAAAACGCGACGAGGAUUAUUGAGCAAUCAAUAAUUAUUAUUUCCAAGUUAUAACUGACUUAGCAAAGUCAUGUUAUUUAUUAAUCGAGAAACAGAAGCAGUUAUAUUUUAUUAGUGCUACUAGAAGUCGAGAAAUUAUUCCGACUGCAACGCAAAUUCAAUCUACGGAUUUAAUCUAGAUUCAUAUUACUGUAUUAGCAUCACCAAGGCAUGAGGAUAUAAUUCAUUUAUUCAUCAAUCUCAUUCUCAUACUUUACAAACUCUUAUAACCAAUUACAGUUUCACCUAUCAAUGCUAUGAAGUAGAUACAUGAAUAUGCUAGACAUAUAUGUAAGCAUACAAUCAUCAUUAUUUUUUUCCACUCCCUAAUGUCUCCUACACUAUACACGCAUAAUCUCCACUUCUCCACUCCACCAACUAUCUCCACCACCUUUUGCUUUCUUCCACUACAUUUUUUUCUCACCACCCUUUCCACUCCACUAAUUCCACUACACCAAACUUUCCACCUACUCCCUUCCCCACCACACGCAAGAAUGCAUCUAACAUUCCAUUAUACAGGCAACAAUCUUUUCAUCAUCUUCAUUCUUCACUAAGGAACCGAAGAGCAGCCACGAGUUCUGCCAUAAGCACACUGCUCCGGCAGUGUUUUGCAAGGCGAUUCCAGCCAUCCAAAAGUUUCCAGAAUGUCUUUUGGAGCAUCAUUUGGAGAUCCGAGGCAGAUUUGGUGUCUGUUGCAAAACAACCCCUUAAGAGCUCAAGUUGUUGAAUUAUUUUCUAUGUAUCAAAGUUUAUUUUAAAGGAUGUUUCAUGAAAGAUUUCGUAUAUGUGCGUAACAAGUUUGGGACUAUUUAUUUUAAAUGAGGUCCGUUCUUUAUUUAAAUUAUGAUGGACUUUUAAUGAAUAUUUUUGGGAUUAAACUCUUAUUUCUUGAUUUAUAUAAAUUAUUUUUUUUAAGGACUUAUAAAUAUGAAUUUCGUAGGCCUACUGACCUACUGUGAUCGACGGUUUGUCGAUGUCUAAUAGCUUUGAAAAUUUUAUAGCAAGUCCUGACAUGAGUCUUGAGUACCCUGGUAAAAUUUCAAGCCAUUCCAACUUCGUUUGAUACUUCUUUAAAAUGCAAAACCUAAACUGCACAUAACUACCGAGAAUUUCAGAGAACAGAUGAAAGAGUCAUUUAUUUCAGUAGCUUCCUGUGUGAUCUAGCUUUCCAAAUUUUUAUGGUAUUAACCUUAUUGUGUUAGCUAGAUAUCCACCAAAGUUGAGCCCAGUUUGACAACGUUUACUAUUUGUCAAAAAUCCAAGUUUUCGAUUGUUCAAAACUGCCGAACAUGGUAGAUCGUGGUAAAAACGUCAUAUCUCUCAAACCACUUGGAGUUUUCGACUCUACUUUUUUUUAUAUGAAACUAGAUUCGAAGAUCUUUCUUUCGGUAUGAGUCUCGAGUCCAGGAGAUGUCGGAGUCAGAACAGAUUAAAUUUUGAAGUUGAGUCAGUGUAAAAACAGAGCAUGUUUUGAUGAUGUUUGAUUGUGAUUCUUAUGUGCCUUAUGUGUUUGUGUUGCCUAUGUGUUUGAAUGAGAUUAGACGAGGUAUGAUUGAUUUUUGACUGUCUUUAAUGUAACGAAUUAUGGAUGCUAGAACCCUAAAACACUAAAAGAUACCCUAGGCACGUAGAAUUAGACUUUGUCUUAUGACAAUUACUUCACGAACUUAUCGACUCUUCAUCAAUGAAGGUCCGGGCGACAGAAAGUGAAGCCGAAGAAGAAACGACUCCACGCCAGCUUUAAGAACAAUUGAGGUUGAGCUGUGAUGGGCGAUGAAGUGUUGCUGAGUGGAGUUUUUGUCGAACUUAAAGUAGGCUCAGAAAGGAUACAUGUCUUCAUACAUGUAUCACAGUUAUGCUUUCCGCUGUAAACACUGAUUAUUUCAGUUACGCCUUCCGUUGCAAACUCUGAUAAUGUUUUAGCCAAGCCCCUAAUGAUGCCUUUUUCCUUUUAAGGAAUAUAACGCGUAUACAAGUUCUUUGAGUA